This is a messenger RNA of Ilex paraguariensis (yerba mate), 957 nucleotides long. The record is from the annotation of a GenBank genome assembly. Lineage: Eukaryota; Viridiplantae; Streptophyta; Magnoliopsida; Aquifoliales; Aquifoliaceae.
AUUCAUUCCACAUUUCGCCACCCUGCAGUGAAGAAUCAACAGACCCAACACCAAAUUCCUCUCUUCCGUUUCCUUCUACUGUCAGUAACCCUCAUAGACAUCUGAAAAUACAUAUAAACUUGAACAAAAUGAGGCUUUCUUUCAAGGUGGUACUGUCGCUUUUGUGCUGUUUCUUGCUGCUGAUGGGUUUAACAACAGCGUUCGACGGAGGUUUGCUGCUCCCAUUCGGCGAUCGGCCGCCGAGCUUUCCAUCAGACCUGUUGGCGGACCGGUUUCCGGACCCAUUUAGAGUUCUCGAACAGCUACCACUCGCAUUGAAGAGAGACGAGAGCCUGCUUCUCUCUCCGGCGAGGGUGGACUGGAAAGAGACGCCGAAAGCUCACGAGAUCAUGGUGGACGUCCCGGGGUUGCAAAAGGGAGAGCUCAGGAUCGAGGUGGAUCAGGACAACCGAGUGGUGCAAGUCGCAGGAGAUAGAAAGAGGGAAGAGGAGAAGAAAACUGACCGGUGGCACCGCGUUGAGAGAAGUUACGGCAAGUUCUGGAGGGAGUUCAGGCUGCCGGAAAACGUUGAUCUUGACUCCAUCAAAGCCAAGCUCGAGAACGGUGUCCUUACUGUCUCGAUUGCCAAGAAGUCCCCGGAUCGUAUCAACGGUCCGAAGGUGGUCACCAUUGCUGUGGGAGAAGAGGGAGGAGGAGGAGAAUCAAUUCAAAAUGCAAAGAAAAGUGAAGCCAAACAAGAGCUAUAAAUUUCUCUUUUAGAUAGCGUGCUUUUUUUGUCUUCCUUGCCCGUUUUCUAAUCAGUAACAAAAUGACGAUGUGUUUGCUCUGUUGUUCUUAUGGAAUUUCAGCUGAGUAAUCUAGUGACACUUCGCUCAUAAAUCCUCUCGUAUGUCUCUGUAGCCUGUACUUGAUCUAAUUAGCAAUAGUAAUUUCUAGGUUUGUGAUAUGCUAAACAAG